UGAUGUUCCGUUCCGAAUCGGUCGCUCAAGAUGCCAGCGGCGGUGGUGAUGGGUGAAAAUUACGAUAAACUACUAGAGCAAUGCGAAAUGCAGGAGCUGGAGGCUCCGGGUGGAAUCGCGACCCCUCAGGUAUAUGCCCAGCUGCUGGCCCUGUAUCUCCUGCACAAUGACAUGAAUAAUGCCCGGUAUCUAUGGAAACGCAUUCCACAGGCCAUAAAAACUGCUAACCCAGAGCUGGCAGCCAUCUGGGCGGUUGGUCAGCGCAUCUGGCAAAGAGAUUUUCCAGGAAUCUACUCCAGCAUUGCUGCCCACCAGUGGUCAGAGAGCAUCUUGCCCGUCAUGGAGGCCUUGCGAGAGACCACCCGCAGACGCGCGUUUGGCCUGGUGGCACAGGCAUACACCUCGAUCACAGCAGACGACUUCGCCGCCUUCGUGGGAUACUCUGUGGAGGAGGCAGUGAAAGGAGUGGUCAGUCAGGGCUGGCAGGCGGACCCUAACACCAGGAUGGUAAUGCCACAGAAGCCAGAUCCUCCUCCAGUUUCCCUGGUUCCCAACGAGCAGCAGCUGGCCAGACUCACUGACUACGUGGCUUUCCUUGAGAACUGAUAAACCCCACCCGUCCCGCCUGUCAAACCUCAGGCUCUCUCAACCCCCCCCUUCCAGCGAGAUACACCUCCAGCACCCCCGAGCCGGCCCCAGGUCGCCCUCACAGCGCUCAGCCCGUUCCUCCAGCAUCGCCCGGUGGCUGGCCACUACCCAGCCCAAUUGACAAUAAGGCAGACCCGAACACAUACCCAGUUUGUGGAUGGGUGCCCAAAGUAAGAGAUGCACUGUCUCACCAUGACCUUCAACAUGAGAUUGGGGGGUGUGGGCACCUCUUGGAACUGAAAUAACCGGGGUGCUGUUUUCAGCCACUUCCCCUCGCCGAUUUGAAGGUGACACACCCUCUAGCUUCGUUUGGCACAGCCUAGCACAUUACAGUUUUCCACAGCCCGUAACGUAGCGCUGUAGCAACUGACUGCCGUUCAAGUUUCUAAGAAGUGAUUUGCAUGUCGGUAGGUCUACCCUUUUUUUAUGCUUUGCAUGCAACACUUAACACGUGGACAGUGGAGUAGAAGUGUCUUUCCGGGUUUACUCUGUUAAAAAUGUGCUGACACCUUACAGUAUGGGCCAUCUGUUAAGUGCAGUUCAUGUAUUUGACUUG
Molecule: messenger RNA, 1204 nt
Organism: Megalops cyprinoides (Indo-Pacific tarpon)
Lineage: Eukaryota; Metazoa; Chordata; Actinopteri; Elopiformes; Megalopidae
Gene: cops8
Product: COP9 signalosome subunit 8
Exons: 7
Coding region: 31-606 (191 amino acids)
Biological process (GO): COP9 signalosome assembly; protein deneddylation
Cellular component (GO): COP9 signalosome
Source: RefSeq, a predicted model, not a curated record